AUGGAUCAAACCAGGGAGAGUUUAUUAUGUAGAUUUAUCGUGAAUUUGGAUUAAGAGGAAAAGAAGCCUGACAGAUUAUUUUUCCAUUUAUAAAAUGCCUAUUGGUACUAUUUAGAUUUCUUGAAUCCGGAAGAUAAGAUGUCAUAAACAGAAUUUUAUUCUUGGCUUUUGAAUCCAUUAUCCGAAUAUAAUGAAAUAAGAGGAAACCUUAAACACUACCUUAAACAAUUCAAGCAAUAUCAAAAGCAUAUUCCCUUAUAUGGAGCCAUAUUGCUGAAUGAAACUUUGGAUUGUGUGUUACUAGUUAUGAAUUACAAUCAAACAGUGUACAGCUUUCCAAAAGGGAAGGUUAAUAAGAAUGAGUCAGGUGUUGAAUGUGCAAUAAGAGAGGUGUGGGAAGAGGUAGGCUACGAUAUUUCUAAGAAGAUUAGCGAAAAAGAUUACUUAGAAUUUGUUUGUGAAGAUACUGGAUAACCUCAAAGGAUGUAUAUAAUUUGUGGAGUGAGUGAGGAUCAUAAGUUCACGACAAGCACUCGUUAUGAAAUUGGAUCCAUCUAAUGGGUGUAGAUCAAAGAUAUCUAGAGAGGGGAUUCUGCUUAUGAUUGCAAAAAUAUAUUCAGCACAAAAAACAAUUAGAGAAAAGCAAAGUCAAAAACACAAAUCAGACAACUGAAUCAGAUUUGA
Molecule: messenger RNA, 684 nt
Organism: Paramecium tetraurelia
Lineage: Eukaryota; Ciliophora; Oligohymenophorea; Peniculida; Parameciidae
Exons: 5
Biological process (GO): deadenylation-dependent decapping of nuclear-transcribed mRNA
Cellular component (GO): cytoplasm
Molecular function (GO): RNA binding; manganese ion binding; hydrolase activity
Source: RefSeq, a predicted model, not a curated record